Conger conger (European conger) is the source of this 3214-nucleotide messenger RNA. It is a transcript of the gene znf367, whose product is annotated as zinc finger protein 367. Gene Ontology annotation, biological process: regulation of DNA-templated transcription. The transcript has 5 exons. Gene Ontology annotation, molecular function: DNA-binding transcription factor activity, RNA polymerase II-specific; RNA polymerase II cis-regulatory region sequence-specific DNA binding. NCBI's taxonomy places the organism in Eukaryota, Metazoa, Chordata, Actinopteri, Anguilliformes, Congridae. The coding region runs from base 336 to 1256 and encodes 306 amino acids. The record is from RefSeq and is a predicted model, not a curated record.
UCAGAGAGGUCGGAGAGGAAGCUGAGACCAUAUGAAUUGUUACUUCAUAUUUUUGCAAGAAUUGUGGAUACUUUCAAUUUCCCAUCUCUGGAAAUGCGAAUUUUUACACCCGAUUAGUUAAUAAUUUCGUACUUAUUUGGACUUUCCCAUUUUCGGUCACAGGAUAUAUACAUCUAUACAUUUUGGGAGCUAGGUUGCGAGCUAAAAACUUGGCGAUUGAUAGUGGGCUACUGUACUUGGCUAGCCAAUUGGCUAACUAAUUUGCCAGCAGCCAGAUUUUUGCUAGGUAUUGGAUUUUUUUCCCCUCCACGACUCGGUUUCUUUUUGUGUCAGCGAUGGGGGAAAACAAGCCUCAGCAAGUGAUCUUUUGCAAUGAUUCUCCCAAGCGAGUCUUGGUGUCCGUUAUCAAGACGACCCCGAUUAAGCCCAGGGUGGCGGAGUCUGUGAUGCCCACCAGUCCUGGGUUCAGCGACUUCAUGGUCUAUCCGUGGAGAUGGGGCGAGAACGCGCACAAUGUCACCCUCAGUCCCGGAUCGGUGAACGGAGCCGCCUCCCCGACCGGCAGCAACACGGGCAGAGAAGGGGACCUUGCUGCAAUCCCUGAUCACAUGAAGGAUGGGAUGCGCCGCGGCCGCCCGCGCGCAGACACCGUUCGCGCCCUGAUCAACGAGGGCGAGAAUUCCUCCAGCCGAAUCCGCUGUAACAUCUGCAACCGGGUUUUCCCCCGGGAGAAAUCUCUACAGGCCCAUAAGCGCACACACACAGGAGAGAGACCUUAUCUCUGCGACUACCCAGACUGCGGGAAAGCCUUCGUCCAGAGCGGGCAGUUGAAGACCCACCAGCGGCUGCACACUGGGGAGAAGCCCUUCGUCUGCUCCGAAAAAGCCUGCGGGAGCCGGUUCACCCACGCCAAUCGGCACUGUGCCAAGCACCCCUACGCCCGUCUGAAGAGGGAGGACCCGGAGGGCGGCCCCGGGAAGUCCCAGGCCGCUGACAACAAGGCUGUGGCGGAGUGGCUGGCCAAGUACUGGCAGACCAGGGAGGAGCGCUGCCCCCCUCCCAAAGGGAAGGGCCCGGGGAAGGGCGGGGCCGAGGACCAGGAGCAGCAAGACCCCCUGGAGUUCUGCCAAUCGGACGAGGAGGAGGGGGAGGAGCCGGAGGAGGAGAAGGGCGGGGCCAGGCGGAGGCUCCAGGAGCAGAGGGAGCGUCUCCACGGCGCCCUGGCUCUCAUCGAGCUCGCCAACAACCUGUCCUAAAACCCGCCCGCGCCCCGUCCCAAAACCGCCCCCCACACCGGGAGAGAGGGGGGGGGCACAAGCUAAAGCACCUUAUCAUUCACUUACAUUGUUUUUUUUAUUUUAUUGUUAUUAGGCUGCUAUGAAUGUAGAUCUUUUUCAUCAUAUGAAGAAUGUUGUUUCUUGUCCUGGAAAGAGGAAAGGGGCCUUCGUUUUAAAAGUGUUGUAUGUGUUGAUUUUUGCACUUUUUUUUUUUCUUUUUCUUUUUUUUUUCAUUUGGUAACGAGUUUAAAUGAGUGGAGUAUAUAUACAGUCUGUAACCGUGCGUGUGUGUGUGAGUGUGUGUGAGAGUGUGUGUGGAGGAGGUCCUGGCUCAGGGGAGGAGCGUGAUUACAGGGUGUGUGUGUGUAUAUAAGAGUGGCAGGAGACGUUUUAAGACUGGCGAGAGACGACGUGGCUCGUGCAAGCCUAAUCUAAGUCUACUCUAAACUUAAGUACUUUGCUGUCCCCUUGGGCUUCUGUAGAUUUUGUUACGAACAAGCCGACUACUGCCUCCGCCCGACCCCAGACUGAGCAACCCUCGGUGUCUACCUUACCGUGCUUGAGUCCGCUCGAGCAAACUUAAGUCAGCACUUAAAUUAUACUGCAUUCAGUCACGGUAACAUCUGACACCCUGAUUGCUGUAGACCUGCCCAAUACCUGUAAAUAGCACAUUCUGCAUGUUAAUUUAUGACCUUUCAAACUAAUUUGUUAAUACAAAAAUAAUAAUGUUUUGUGUAUUUUAAUGUAGUGUCAUAGUGGUUUGUAACUCCUUUGGAGGGUGGAAAUAUUUUUUAAAAUCAGGUUUUAUGUUCCAGAGCACCUUAUUUUAUCACCAGUCAGAGUUUAUAACAUUCUCGUUCUGCUUAUUAAUUCAAGAAUACAUUUACCCCCCUCAUUUUUUUUGCUUCCAUUAACUUAUUCAAGAGACCUUGUUUAAUGGCAAAAGUGGAGCAAUGAAAUGAGGCACUGGUUUAGAGUUUGGGGGUUCACAGUGUUCACACUGAACCCCAUCACCCCCCGAAUUGGUUGAAAAACAUUAUCUUUUAUUGGCCAAUUAGGAGCCUUCUAAUACUGUUCUGCAGAAUGUUUGUAAACAUUCCAUCCGUUGUGUGACAUCAUCAGUUUGAGGAAGAGCUGAUGACCUGGAACUGAUCCCCCCCCUUAACAGAGACCUUCUGUUUUAGAGCAACUGACGUCUUGACAGGACUACUUAUGUUUUUACGUCAAAAAAAAACCCCAGGAGAUCUCACUUUCUCUGACGUAGAUUAGGCUUGCAAAGUCAACAUGGCAGGGGAUUUGAUUUCGUUUUAAUUUUUUUUUUUUUUUGCGGUUUGAUGUUUGCAACACUAAGUGGUCGAAACGCCGAAAGCUUCUGCAGAGGAACGGCUGAUCUCUGGGCUGACUCAUUAAGCUACUGCUUGUUUUUGCCGAGUGCAAGGCCCUGCUUGCAGUCGGCAAUUCCCCUCUGUUCUGUAUUAGUUUCUAUAAGAACGCUUAGAGCACUGAUACUUCAGAUCUGUUAUCCUAGUUUUAAAAACAUUCUUUGUUUUUUGUGACCCAUUUAGCUGUGGUAUAUUGUAUUCAAAUUAGUUUUUCCAAAUAUUUAAUUGAAAUUAAAAACUGGAAAACUCAAUCGUUACACGCCAAAUAAGAUGAAACCACAGAAUUUGGACUUCCACAGUUUUAGCUAUGUGAAAUAUAUUUUUUACAGAAUUUUAAAGAAUUUUUUAUUUAUACACCGCUCAAAAACAAAUGUUAAAACAUUUUGGUUUGUUGGUACUUGUCAUGACCUUUUAUUGACCCAAAAUAUAUUUUUCCUUUCAUUUUGAAAAGAGCUUCUCUUGUAUGCUUUGUAGGGCUCACAUUAAAGCAGGGUUUUUACAGGCAGUCCAUAGUGCUGGUACUCAUUUUCCAAUAAAACGCAGUUCUCAAUCAUG